AUGGGAAAAUCAAGACGUUCGAACAAAACGGCGCCAAAGGAACUUGUUGUGGACGUGAUCCAUGUCUCUGAUCCACGCUUGAAUCAACCAGUUCCGGACUCAGACGAUGAGCAUCGAUCGUAUCCCCGUGCAAAGCCCAAAAAAGCCAAAAAGGAAAAGAAGUCGAAAAAGUCAAAGAAAGAGAAAAAAGAUAAGAAAGAUAAACUCGAAAGAAUUGUCGUCAAACCAGUCGAAGAAGAAACUGAAAACGAGCUUCCAAACUUGGAAUCUAAAGUCACACUUGAUGAAGAUAAAUCAGUUGCAGAAGAAAUCGCACCCUCUCAAGAAGAGCCAAAACGAAAAGUUUCUUUCGAGGACGGAACUGCUCAGGUCUUUGACUCUGCUGUUGCUCCUAGAAAGAUCCACGAGGGGUCCACGGAAACAGUACCUGUCCCGCCUGAAACGGACGAAGAAAAUCAAAAAUCAUCUGAAAACCAAGGAACCACUGAAACUGAUGUCAACGAAGAAGGUGUGCCACCUGCUCUUGUUGUGCAAGAUAUAUCAGACUUGACAAGCGAGGAAAUCCAAGCACAAGCAGAAGCCGCCGAAAAACAAGCCGAAGAAGCGAGAGGCGUUGAGCAUAGUGAAACUGAAGAAGGCCCAAGUGAGGCCGAAGAAACAGAUGAUGAGCUCGGAAAGAAAAAAUCCAAAAAGAAGAAAUCCAUGUCGAAAAAAUGGCCCAAGAUGAAGAAACCAAAGCCAGAGGGUGAAACUGAGGAUGAAGAUAACGAGAAAGCGGCGAAGAAGGGAAAGAAAACGAAAAAAGAGCUAAAGGCUGAAAAAGCGGCUAAGAAGGCGGAAGCCGCUCGGAAGAAGAAAGAACUUCACAACCUUGUCGACCAAGUUGCAGCGAGUUAUUCUAACUCUAUUUUGGACUUGCGGAAUCACGUUAAAGAUAUAAAAGAAGAUCACAAAGAAAACGUCGAGUUGGCAAAACAUCACCUUGGUUUUCUUCAAACAACAGUCACUCGACUAGACAACAUCGCUGAUGAUUUAAAAAUUUGCGACAAAAUUGUCGACGAAACGACCCCAUCGCUACUUGAAACUUUCAAAAGUUGCCGUGAAUUUCUGGAUGCCACAGAGUUGGCACUGGACGCGCAGUUCGAAACAGGCGCUGACGAGCUCAAGACAAAGGUGCACCAGCUCGACGAACACACGAAGAACAUCAAAGGUCUCAAAACUGGGGACAAGUCAAUCUUCGAGAGCUAUCACGACAACUUUGGCGCGCUAAAUACACGCGUCGAAAACCAAGAAAAAGCGCUCAACGAAAAGCUAGAGCAGUUCGAGCAGAGCAUGCAACAGUACAAGGAAAUACACUUCGAAAACGUGAAAAAUAAAAGUUCCUGUGAAAUCCUCUAA
Molecule: messenger RNA, 1398 nt
Organism: Oikopleura dioica
Lineage: Eukaryota; Metazoa; Chordata; Appendicularia; Copelata; Oikopleuridae
Source: the annotation of a GenBank genome assembly